AUGGGUGAGGGGAGACGCGACAGUUUCGAGGGUGUGAGUACCGACCGCCUCAAACUGGAGCUCAUGGAGGAGAUCCACAUGAAGGAUAUAGCGCAGCUCUCCAUGCUUGAAAUAAAGCACAAGAUAACGGAGCUGGAGGCCAGGCUGCAUGCUGAGAGCCAAGGUGGUGAAUGGAAAACCCGUUAUGAGACCCAACUUGAAUUGAACAGUCAGCUUGAAAAGCAAAUUGUUUCCCUGGAAGAGAAAAUGGAAAAAAUCCGUGGGAAUCCUUCAGAUAGACUGUCUUCUAUUCGUGUCUAUGAGCGGAUGCCAGUGGAAUCCUUAAACACGUUACUCAAACAGCUGGAGAAAGAAAAACGGAGUCUCGAGAACCAAGUGAAAGACUACGCACUUAGACUGGAACAAGAAUCAAAGGCUUACCACAAGACCAACAGUGAGCGCCGUACGUACCUAGCAGAAAUGUCCCAGGUAAAAGGCUCACAUCCAGUUCCCAAAAGACAACAGUCAGACCAACUGCCCAGAAUGAAAGAGAAUCUAAUGAAAACGGGGAGAGCUUAUGCGGUUAAUCAGAAGAUAGGGAGCGGCAAGAAAGGACCAGUGAAAAAGGUCACGAGAACAAGCCAUCUCCCAAAACUCAACCCGUGA
Molecule: messenger RNA, 645 nt
Organism: Chrysochloris asiatica (Cape golden mole)
Lineage: Eukaryota; Metazoa; Chordata; Mammalia; Afrosoricida; Chrysochloridae
Gene: CCDC169
Product: coiled-coil domain containing 169
Exons: 8
Coding region: 1-645 (214 amino acids)
Source: RefSeq, a predicted model, not a curated record